Messenger RNA from Penicillium samsonianum, 2031 nucleotides. RefSeq lists its product as uncharacterized. Lineage: Eukaryota; Fungi; Ascomycota; Eurotiomycetes; Eurotiales; Aspergillaceae. The record is from RefSeq and is a predicted model, not a curated record. The transcript has 2 exons. Bases 289 to 1758 code for a protein of 489 amino acids.
CUCGAGAGAGGUAAGAGUUGGGAAAUAGAAGUAUCACAAAUCACAGGCGCUAAUGUACAUCAUCCUGUCACAGAUCAAAGAGUUUAAAAGAUAUUGAAAUGGUAUAUAUAAGAUCUUCCUGUCUCCUUUCUUUUCCUUCAAUUUUGGAUGUUCUAUUGAAUUAUUGCAUAAGUAUAUACUCCGUACUCCGUACUUGGUAUACACUUAUACUUGGGCUCUUAUUAUUGUUUCGAUUAUUGCAUUCUACCCGUUCUAUCUCUAUUUCUAUAUCUCUAUAUUCUCUACGCAAUGUCGGAGGAUUUUGAGUCACUGCCUCCAGCAGUACGAAGAAAGUUCUUCUCGAACGUCGAGCGUUUGCGUAUCCGGCUAGCCCAGAGCGAUCACGGUUCCCCUACCUGCUCCACGUCAAACUAUCAGACCGAUAAUCGGGUCUAUCGAGCCCCUCGUCUUGGGUCUGACUAUCACUCGCGUGGCUUACGGAACGGAUCUAGGAAGCGAGGGCUCGAGAAACGUUCUUCUCCUUCCAAGAAAUUACGCAAACCCGGCUCUCUUCAAUUGGCCUACCUGGCCGCCCAGGCGGACUCUCAAUGCUUCCAUUCUCUCCCCGCUAAGAUCCAACAAAAGCUUUUCUCCCCCGAAGAACGUCGACGUUUGAGAAACGCUUAUCGACAAAGUCUCAUCUACGACGCUGCCGACGAAGCCUACCGUCGAGAUUCCGGUCGAGAUUCUAGCCGGAACUGUCGCUCUUCCAUUGACACCCACCCCUCCCAAGCAACUGUGUCUGUUGAACAGGUUCAACCAUCGACCGUCUUUUAUUCAGACUCCGAGUCGGACGAAGAAGACCCAAACAUGGAUCCAACAUUCCAUGACAGUUUCCGGUGGCUCGACGAGGAUGGCGAUCUCGACUUAUCUCUCGAUGAAUAUCACGCUCAUGUCGCAGAUGCUGCCACAGGAAAGAGAACCCGCCCGUCUUUCCGCCGCUCCUUAUCCUUUUCCAACCACCUUCGCAAAACAUUAGAAAUUACACCUAUUUCAGCUCGGGGACUCCCGCCUGUCAGGCAGUCUCAGCCUCUAACCCCUCUCUCCAACCGAACCCCCGAAUCGCGCCCAUCAUCCCACCGAUUCGAACAUGCCCCCAAAUCAUCCACCUCGAGCAUCGACCCCUAUGCACAAUACUACCAAGACCCCGAUGCCCGUUUGAAAUUGCGCGUGUACCUGGCAUCCCCACAGAAGUUCGACGAAGCCAUUGAAUUCGGAUUUCCCUCGCUGGAUCAAAACAAUAAGGAGAAUAUCGCCCCGGAACCAAUCACACCGAACCCAAGCUCACCGAAACCCACCCUGGUCAACUCGGACUUUGGCACAUUCUUCGAAGACGACGAUGGCACCAUGGUGGGGAGCCCCAGGGGAUCGGUCAAAAAUGAACCAAUCCCUUCGCCCGUGCUCACACAGCCGAACGCGCCCCGACCCUCCGUGGAAUCAUCAGCCCUCUUGCAGCGACGCCAAUCCUGGCUGCCGGGGACCAAGGGAGUCCCACAACGGCUUCCGGGAAACCGUGAGAUGACUCUCAAAAUGACCCUCACUCGGCCUGACCUCCGCACCGACUCUCCCACCCCUCCUGCUUCUUCCAAAGAAAAGGAAGAUCCCUUGCGGUUGGCUGAACUUCCUCCCCCAGAUCGCAGCCAGUCGAUCUGGGACUCGGACUUGGACGAGCAAAGUAUGAUGAGGAAGAUGUGGCGCAAGCUCCGACGCCGAGUUUGAUUUAAAUAUUUCGAUCGACUUCGAUUGACUUCCAUUCGUUUUAUCUUUAAUAUUCCCCGAUUUAUUCUCAACACUAAGAUGUUGUUUCUUGUUCGUUUGGCGUGAACUCAUUUUUCGUUCUAUACCAUUCUGAACGUUAAUCCGAUCCUUUGCAUUUUUGAGCGAUGUUUUCUUUCUACACGGGGUCUACAUUUUUAUGUAUCUAUUUAGCAGUGUUCUGUACAUAUAACCAGCUGCUUGAUGUCAAAUUGAUUCAACAGACUACCUAUUUUU